AUGGUCCGCCAUGUAGUUCCCAUCAACACCAUCAAGAACUCCAUCCACCACGCCCAUGCCGCCCCGCCGACCUCGAAUCCCUCGUUUGCUCAACCACCGGCCUUUGGCGAACACCGGCGGGGGGCUUCGAUUCCAGGGUCCAGGACCGCGGCUGCGUUUCUGACCUCUCUCUCGGCGAACCUAACGCUCCCGGACGUCGACUCGCCGUUCCCAUCGCCAAUCUCGACGCCGUCGAUGCGCGGCGCCAGCGAGACCUUCACUUCGCACCUGCCGCCGCCGUCCCCGCUCGCGUCGGCCGUGCCAAUGUUGACAGACGAGUAUGGCAGUGACGCUGUGGGACCCACGGACCUGCUCUCGCCCUCCCUGGGCGCCGCGGGGUCGAAACAGCAGCAACAACAAAACGCGUCUCAGGUGCGGCAGCGUCGUCAUCAGGAGGGGGUCCGUGAGCAGCAGCUGCAACCGCAGCAGCCGCGAUCGCUGCGGGUGCCGGUGACGGCGCCCACCGCCGCCGACCCGCUGCUGGCGGACGUGCCGGAGCUGGCGACGGCGGCGGCGGUCGACGACGAGGACAAGACGGCUGCGCUCAGGCUCGUGGCCGACGGCGUGGCCCAGCAGCGCCAGGCGGCUUCGUGGGCGCUGCUGUCACAUCCGGCAGUGAUCGGCGGUUACGUGCUCCUGCUCGCGCUGCUGUACAAGUACAUGUACAGGCAGCCCGGCGACGUGCCGCUGCUGUUCACGACGGGCGCCGGCGUCACGAUGGCAUGCUUGGUGGCGGUGCGGCUCCUGACGAGCGGCUACAUCCGCCACGCCGAAUCGGUCAAUUGGAGCUUCUUGGACGAGGGCGCCGACAGCGUCCUCGUCACGCGGUUUGGCGGGCAGGUCAUUGGCGCGUUGGUGCUUGGUUGGGCUGGUCCCAGCAGCACCGGGAACAAGGCCGCAAGGCGGCGCAAGGGUAGGGGUGUGAUUAAGGCUUGGACGGUGAAGCUGCGCUACAGAGGCAAAGGCGUCGGCACCGGCCUGCUCGAGGAGGCCGUGAAGGAGACGGUCAAGCGUGGUGGUGAGGGGGUGGAGUUCGCCGAGGACCACGCAAACUCGCGCCGCUUCCUCCCGCAUUACUUCAAUGGCUUCAUCGACCGCCGCGAAGACCAUGCCCACGAGGCUCUUCGGGAUGUCAUCAACAAGAGUGGGGCGUUCAGUGGAAGGAGGAGAAAGUCGUCUGUCUACUAA
Diplodia corticola is the source of this 1227-nucleotide messenger RNA. Its product is annotated as gnat family. The transcript is spliced from 3 exons. Gene Ontology annotation, molecular function: acyltransferase activity, transferring groups other than amino-acyl groups. The record is from RefSeq and is a predicted model, not a curated record. Bases 1 to 1227 code for a protein of 408 amino acids. Lineage: Eukaryota; Fungi; Ascomycota; Dothideomycetes; Botryosphaeriales; Botryosphaeriaceae.